UCGUCUUCAUUGUAUUAAUAUAAUCGUUUAGCACUGUAGGUUUGGAUCUGUCCAAAUCAAGAAUUAGAUAUGUCCAGGUACAGGUUUGGAUAUGUCCAGGUACAGGUCUGGAUAUGUCCAGGUACAGGUUUGGAUAUGUCCAGAUACCGGUUUGGAUAUGUCCAGGUACAGGUUUAGAAAUGUUCAGUUACAGGUUUAGAUAUGUCCAGGUACAGGUUUGGAUAUGUCCAGAUACAGGUUUAGAUAUGUCCAGAUACAGGUUUAGAUAUGUCCAGGUACAGGUUUAGAUAUGUCCAGGUACAGGUUUAGAUAUGUUUAGGUACAGGUUUAAAUAUGUCCAGGUACAGGUUAAGAUAUGUCCAAGUACAGGUUUUGAUAUGUCCAAGUACAGGUUUAGAUAUGUCCAGGUACAGGUUUAGAUAUGUCCAGGUAAAGGUUUAAAUAUGUCCGAAUACAGGUUUAGAUAUGUUCAGGUACAUGUUUAAAUAUGUCCAGGUACAGGUUUAGAUAUGUCCAGGUACAGGUUUAGAUAUGUCCAGGUACAGGUUUUGAUAUGUCAAGUUACAGGUUUAGAUAAGUCCAGAUACAGGUUUAGAUAUGUUCAGGUACAGGUUUAGAUAUGUUCAAGUACAUGUUUAGAUAUGUCCAGAUACAGGUUUAAAUAUGUUCAGGUACAGGUUUAGAUAUGUCCAGGUACAGGUUUAGAUAUGUUCAGGUACAGGUUUAGAUAUGUUCAGGUACAGGUUUAGAUAUGUCCAGAUACAGGUUUAGAUAUGUUUAGGUACAGGUUUAGAUAUGUCCAGAUACAGGUUUAAAUCUGUCCGAAUACAGGUUUAGAUAUGUCCGAAUACUGGGUUAAAUAUGUCCGCAUUAAGGUUUAGAUAUCUCCUAUUACAAGUUUCGAUAUAUCCCUGGUCUCCUCGUCCCACUGGAGAGAGGAUAUUAUAGGACGGAAGAAUCUCCGGGUCCGAGGAUCUAGUUAUCUUCUGGACAUCCCCAGGGAAGGUUCAGAUAUCUAGGCACUCUUGGCAUUACAGAAAUCAACAGCUGUAGAACUUAAACAACAACCUAAUAGAAGGUUAAGGUUUAUGAGAAGAAUGUCGUAUUAUAGUUCUCAGCUCCACGAUAUGUCGAGCUACGUUGCUGUAUCAGGAACACCAAACAAUGACUGCUGCACUGUGUUUGGCCUGACGCCCCAAGAAGUAAGAUAUCUCAAGGGAAAGUUUCCUUCUGUUCGUUCUCCUAAUGGGUCCAAUUCACAUCAAAACCACCAUUCUCAACAAUCCCACCAGACUCAUCAAACUCAUCCAACGUCACUUCCUCAACAACAUGGAAUUAGGCUUGAAGCAACAGCUGUUGUGGUUCUUAAUGCUCUAGGAUAUAUUGGAUUCAAGGUUAUCACAACCUGCGGUGAUUCGAAGGAGUAUUUAUGGACACUGGAGCGUAACCUGGACGUGGACCAUCAGUUCAAAGCUUUAGAAGAAUCUUACAAUGAAUGACAUGAGGGAAGUGAUUCCAGCCAUAACUCAAGCAGGAGAUCAAGUAAAGCUGAGAAAUCGCCUGGAAAACGACGACAUUCACUAUCUGCCAAGUUGAACUUUCUCCAUCUUUAAUUCAAUGGACAAACAAGAAACAAGACAUAAAAGAUAUUCUAGAAAUAGAAGAAAAAGUUCUUAAGCCAGCUACAGGGCAUCUCUGUUAAUUUCUAAAACACGAAAAGGCAGACCAUAUAAUAAUGCCGCAAAUAAUUUUAAAGAUACAAAGACGAUCUUCAAGUUGUGUCUUAACUGUCAUGUAGGUGUUUGUACCGUGUACGUGGUUUGAAGAAAUUUUUAUAUUAUUACAAGACGAUGAAUGAAGAUGACUUUUGAUUUAAAUUUUGAUUAUUAAUUUCAAGCUUUUAAACAGCAUAGAUAGCACACAAACCAUGGAAAAAAGAGAAGCUGUCAAUUAAAAAAGCUUCUCUUUAAAUACUUGUAAACUUUAAAUUCAACGAAACGAAACAACA
Eurytemora carolleeae is the source of this 2008-nucleotide messenger RNA. RefSeq lists its product as uncharacterized. Gene Ontology annotation, biological process: negative regulation of biosynthetic process. The transcript is spliced from 7 exons. The record is from RefSeq and is a predicted model, not a curated record. NCBI's taxonomy places the organism in Eukaryota, Metazoa, Arthropoda, Copepoda, Calanoida, Temoridae. Bases 1089 to 1499 code for a protein of 136 amino acids.